AUGACCGAUGCCAUUGCCGUUGCCACUGCCGCCGAAGUCGCCUCCGCAAAGCAAGAAGCACACAAGGACAAAGAGUUUGGCCAUGCUCGGUCCGCAGAUUCCCCCGCCUCGCUUGAUCCGGCCGAGAAUACCGUCAUCCUGAAGGGGGACAGCGACGACAGCGAGCUUGAAGACUUGCGCCCGCUUGCAGAAAUUCAUGCUCAACCUCAACACCAAGACCUUGCGGAUGCCCACUGCGAUACCUUGCAGUCGCGACUCGUGACAAAUGCCCCUUCAAACGGAUACCACAGCUCUUCAAUUGACACUUUAGAUUCGUCUUCAGAGGACAUCCAAAUCGUUCGACCAUCUCCAAGAACGCCCCCUACGAAGACGGCCAAUGGUGCACGAAGGUCACGCGGGGACCUUGUAGCUUCCGAGUCUGCUCGUCGCAACGACCGCAUAUCGAAGGGACCGCGCGUGCCUCGCUCUGGGAAGGAACGUUCUUCAAGCGAGGGUGUCGUGGGGGCGCAGAAACCCAAAAUAUUUGUUAAGCUCCGUAGGAGACCCCCAGCCAUUGCACUGAAGGACAAAGCCAGGCCAAUGGACGAGAAAGCAAAGGCAGAAAUGUGCAAGCGACUUGCGAAAGCGCGAGCGAAGAAGGCAGAGCUCAAAGAAAUUGCCAGACGCGAGAAAGAAGAAAGGCUUUCAAAGAUAGCUGAGGAACGGACAGCGAUGGACAAGACAAACGCCAAAGCGAUCAAGGAUAAGAAGGCCUUUUCUGCCAAAGCGGAUACUCAGUCACGCGAAGGCGGAGCACGAGUCGUGGCUGCAGACAAGUCUGUCAUUGCGAGGAACAGCGCAGCGAAGGCGGGAACUCCAAAAACUGGAAUGCCGAACAGCAGCGCGGCAGUGACUCAGAUUGCGGCGUUGCAAGGUGUCGUUCCUUCGUUAAAAGCAGCUUCAGCGCGAGUUAAUUUCAGGCGAGAUAGCGGUGCCAUGAAUGCAGAGUUAUCUAGGAGCGAUGGGCUUGCAAUGCAGAAGACACUUGCUGGGACUCAGCGUCGUACCACUGAGGUCCAACAGAGUCGAGGCAAUAUUGUUGUGUCAGUUGCCCAAGCUGCAGUGCGAAAUCCGGAUACAAUUGACAAGCUUUCGAAGAGCAACACAAGAGCAUUACAUGGUGAUGGUGUUGCUUCUCCCAGAAGUCGUGGGAUGUACCCAAACGUGACCAACGCGCCCCCCUCAGUUCACUUCGCCGCUUCAAAUGCGACUGGAAGCCCCCGCGGAGGAGGAGAAGUACCUCCUUGCUCCCCAAAAUACCACAAGCCGCAUUCGAAGCAGGAUGGCACUGCAAUUGGAGAAAAGCAGACAUCUGCCAUCCAAAGUGAGGACACCACUGGCCGACUGACUGCGGAGCAAGGGGAUUAUCGAAUUACCAACUACCCCAGCAGACCUCGUCCAGAUAGUCCCACGCGAGACAAAAUGGCCGAAGAAGGCCCGAUGACGACGCAGUUUCGGACAGCAGAGCGUAUGGGGCGUGCACAUAACGGUGAAAUUGCUAAUGGCCUGAGACCAACGCCCGGGCGAGAGUUGCCAGAACAAUUUGCAUCCAAUCGACAACCACCAAUAGCGAUAUCUGACUUGUUCCAACAUUCGUCGAGAUCCGGCGUUUCCAGUCCAAUGAUAGUAUCUGCAAAUUGGAACGAGUCCAUGAAGCAUGAUGCCAAGAACGAGGCAUUGUUCACUCUAGCAGAAGAACAGAAGGGAGGUAUUCGUAAGCGCAAGUCUUCAGGACGAGCGCCGUCAGGUAAUUUCGAAACCAACGUCGCAAAUCGCUCUUCAAAAGGUCAACACAGAACAAACAAUGUACCUGAAAGUGAGAAGAAGAGAAUACAUCUAACGGCGAUGAUAGCCUCUGGGCGCGCAAGAGGAGCGGGUAGUUCGAUGGCCGUCGAACCUUCUACCGGCACGGGUCGCGCUAUCGAAUCUUUUGACGACUCUGCUCGCAAGGGCUCUAUCAAUCGGUUGCUCAGUAGUCCUUCCCCAAUCGAACACCCAGAUGCACGGGACCCUUCUCACGGUUCAGAGUCAUACAAUAUUGGCAGCCCGAUUCAUAUGCAAACACGUCCUGCACAGCGUAUGAAUCGGUCUCCCGCUGUGAAUGCACAAGCAGACACGGUGAUGGUGGAAAAUGGUGCCCUGCGACUAGAGCAAGGUUCAUUGCGGUCUCCAUGGGAAGAACCUGCGGAAUACGAGGGGCUGAGGGGCCCACCAAGAACGUCGGGUAUAGCUUCGUCUAAUUCGGGGAGUCAGAGUGAACACGGCUCUACAGCAGCGAGAAUGCCAACCUCAGUGCAUACCUUGCGAAAGCCCAGGAAACGAAAGACUUUGGCAUUGGCCGCUGUUGCGCCGACGGGAAGUAUGUCUAUCCCGGCUCCUGCGAGAGCGGACGAUCCACAUGACGUAGUUGGCAUGGAACAAAACUCUGCUGCGGGUGGACCGGCGUGGGGUAACGUAAGUACCGCAAGUGGAGGUUACAGGCAGCCGGGUCAUUCGCACUCCUCCCAUGAAUUCGACGUACAGGGUGGUUCGAUGAAGCCUACAUAUCUGGAACGAACCCCGGAUGUGAAUUCUCGAAGAGGCACGGAAUUCGAGCGACGGUCAGUCGGAUCGCCACCGACAGCCUUCAACCUCAAUCAGUAUUCCCGCGCCGAUCUGUAUGCAAACGAAAGAUCUCGCCAUGUAUCAUCAAAUCGAGAGGUAGGCCGGUAUCCGGCACCCGAGACGGACCUCAGCCGAGGAGGCAUGGAUGAACCUUACCAGAGCCCGAGUUUGUCUACUGGGAGAAAGGGAGGGGAGGGGAUUGCCAGGAGCGAUGCGCAAAUGACGCACAAUCAGAUAUCGCCGAUGCGACGAUUGGCCCAAAACGCUCCGAGCCAGGGAUAUCCAAGUCCUGUGUUCCCAGGCGAGUACCACACUGGACGGUUAGAUGAUGGCUCUCGGUUUGCCGACGGCAGAAGGUUGCGAAGGUCUGCGGCCCCAACGGUGCCAACAGCGACUCGGCGAUACCAGUACGAGCAAGGCCGGCAGCUUGCGAGGUUCACAUAUCCUGGCUCACCGCCCGAAGCCCAGCAACCCUAUUCAACAGCACGGCGACCAAGAACAGGCCCCAACACCGCCGAACCCGCCUUUGCGCACUCGGGCACCGACUACGGCCAAGAGAGCAAAGGCGACCCUCGCUCCUUUGGGCAACCCGCAUACCCCCCCUUUUCGCACGAAGACUCAGUCAGCAACACACACACGCUCAACCACCAUGCCAUCGCUCACGGCGGCAUGCGUCUCCAGCUAGCACCAAUAAUUCGCCCCGAAAGCCCACUGCACUCCCACACUCGCGACUUGACGUGGAGGCCGCCUGGCUUGUCCCGUUAUGGGGACACAAAGGCAGGACCGAUUGUGCAUCGUAGCGGAGAGCCACAGAGGUACCACGGUGACUACGCUCCCGAACGAGACGAACGCAGCACGCAGAUGGGGCACUAUCGGGCGAUGCAACCGCAAGUCGGAUCCGCGCCAGACGCGCAAGACGUGUACGAUCGGUCGCGCGAGUACGCUGUGGCACCGAUGCCUAGCGCGCAUGACGAACGGGCGUUUGGGCAGCCGGAGGCAGGGCAGGUAGCGUAUGGGAUGGAUGAAUACGGGCGCCGGUUUGGAUUUUCAGAUCGGGGGACAGGUGCUAUCGACGUUAGAAAUGCAGGGCUCGAGCGGGGCCAGUACGCGCGGGAGCAGGCCGCGAAGCAGUCGCAGCGAGCGCUUCCAGCACGCACCGACCCUUCCCUGAAAAAUCUGCUCGGAUAGCGACGUGGUAUGACGAAUGCCGGCCCCUUUAGAGCCUCUGUAGAGGGAAAGACACUGAGAUUUGUAAAACUACCAGCGAUGGAUAUCUUUUCCGAA
Messenger RNA from Chondrus crispus (carragheen), 3927 nucleotides. RefSeq lists its product as hypothetical. The transcript is spliced from 2 exons. Lineage: Eukaryota; Rhodophyta; Florideophyceae; Gigartinales; Gigartinaceae. The record is from RefSeq and is a predicted model, not a curated record. The coding region runs from base 1 to 3831 and encodes 1276 amino acids.